AUGAAUCCCAUUUCUCUACCAAAUUACUACCAGGAAGCUGUACGGGUUAGAGGUAGUCGUCAGUGCCCUAGCCAUAAACAGAAGGAAGUUGUCUAUGCGUGUCUUGAUUGUGAAACACUUUUGUGUACAACAUGUGCCAUCAAGUCUCCCCACAGGCCUCAUAAUCUCGAAGAACUCACUGAGAUUGCAGCAGAGAAGACAGUCGCUAUGCACGACUUUAUCAACAAUAUUGAGAAUAAUACACUUCCUCAACUCAAACGGGAUCUAUUGUCAACAGAAAACCAACUGGAAGAAAAUUCUUCUAAGUUUAUAGAAAUGAGACUUAAAAUGAAAAGUCAAGGAGAAAAAUGUAAACAAGAAAUCGACGAUUUGAUUGGUCAAUGGAUGUCUAUCUGCGAAAAUAUGGAACGGGUCAACAUGGAACUACUCCAACAACGAAAAAGGACGAAACAAAACAGACAUGAUGUUCUCACUCGAGAAGUUGAAGAAUGCAAAACAACACUACAAGGAGGUUCGCCAGUUGAUGUGUAUGACAUGGAAUUCAAUACGCUUGGAAAUGAUACACUUUCCGAGGCACCAGUUUUACAAACAGCAGAGUUCUCUCCCCGUUUGUCCGUCAUUCAUCACUUGACACGAGCUCUGGGUGUAUUUACUUGCUGCAACUACGAUCUGCUGGACAGGCCAACAGUAGUGGCAAAAUUUCCUUUUACGAACCUGUUAGGUUCAAUCUGCCCUACAUCAGAAGGACAUGCUUUAGCAGUUCUGGAAUAUAAUAACUGCUCUGUUCUCCACCUCAACAAAAACGGCGGUAUAGAAAAGGAGAUAACACACGACAACGAAAUAAGAGACGUCAGUCGAGGUCCAAUCACAGACGAGGUUUGGUUUUGCAGUCAACAAACUGUAUAUGAGAUGAAGUCAACAUCACCUGUCGCAAAAUUCAAAGUAGGUCGCGAGAUUUGGAGCAUGCAUGUAACAAACCAGCGUGAAAUCAUUGUCGGAACAAGAGAAAUGUUGGCGAUCUACACGUCAGCUGGAACCCUGAUGCACGAGGCAACAAGACACGAGACGGGAAUUCGCGGUCCAAUGAAGUUAGCACAAUGUCCUGUUACCGGUAACAUAGCUGCUGUGAGCUGGGAAGAAAAUGAAGGGAAAGAGGAAAAUUUAAACAGGUAUACAAUGUACAUCAUCGUGUAUGAUCGAAACCUCGCGGUGAUUUUCAAAUACAACGGAUACGGAAUCCAGGGCGAUGAAAUCGUAACAUCAGACACAUUCGGUCCCGGAACUGUUGCUUACGAUUCGUAUGGAAAUCUGAUUGUAGGGGACUGGAAACGCAACACUAUAGAACUGAUCAGCGGAUGUGGUCAAUACAUCAAAACUCUACACAGAACCGCUGGGCAACAGGGAAUUAUUGGUAUUGAACCAGGGAAUAUCUUAUGGUCACAGACUGAUGAUGAGGAAAUACAAAUCCUCAAGUACUACAAAGACAGCGAUUAA
Molecule: messenger RNA, 1494 nt
Organism: Ylistrum balloti
Lineage: Eukaryota; Metazoa; Mollusca; Bivalvia; Pectinida; Pectinidae
Exons: 1
Coding region: 1-1494 (497 amino acids)
Molecular function (GO): zinc ion binding
Source: RefSeq, a predicted model, not a curated record